GGACUGCAACUGCUCUUUCCGUUUUUUCAUCAUAAUUGGUUUAUUCAGAUGUUUCUUCCAUUUAGACCAAUCAUUUUUGACAUUAACAGAGAACAGGAGUAUGUCAAGAAUUCUGGGGGUAUACUUGGUGAAAAUGAAUUAAGACCACCCUCCCAGCUGCAUCCCCUCUUAGAGAAGACUGAGACAGGGUUCAUAUCAGAAAAGAUUUUUGAAACAGUAUCCUUGAGUUCAGACUCUCUCUUCCAGAGGACAGUUUCAAUUCUCCAUACUUCUUACUUGGACUCUGCAUCUGAGCAUGGUUUUCAGUACAGUGAAGUGACUUUGGUGAAAAAUGACAUUUUCUUAAAUGAGUACAAAGCUUUUUACCAAGAAAAAAAAGCAAGUAACUAUACUCACGAAGAACUUCAAGAAACUUACGGGUUUCUUCUGUUUGAAACUGAAAAUCAGGCGAAGUUGGUAUGUCAGCAUGGACUCUGUGUGGGCAGCAGUGCUAUCACCACUCUGGGAGACCCAGCGAAAGGUGUGUACAUUUCCAAAUACUCAGACUAUCUUCACGCAAGACCUUGGUAUCAUGGGAAGUCUGGUUAUGUUGUAAUUUUUAAUCUAAUUAAGGGAAAAGUCAAGUUUGUGUCUGAGAAUUAUACAGCUAACUAUACUAGCCCAUCUUCUGGCUAUGAUUGCCAUGUGGCUGCAAAUAUUAACAAGAUUUCUCACAAGACAAGUCAUUUUCGCACCUUUGAACUGAGUCAGUAUUACCUCUAUGAACUUUCAGGCAGCACUGUUACUGAGCGACCCAGACAGAUCUGUCCUUACCUGAUUGUAGCUUUUCAGUACAGGGAACCUAAAAAGAUGGCAGCACCAGCCCAUGAUCAUAAAAGCAUACUUGAACUCAAAGAAAAUGUUCUCAUCUCUCCAUGGAAAGGGAAAUUAAUUAUACAAGGCUGUCUGCUGUGCGAUAUAACUCUUUGGUCUUCCUAUGGUACAGUGGUUCCAAAACAGCUACCACAUGAACUAGAUUUUAAGUAUGUAAUGAAAGUGUCAUCUUUGAAAGAGAGACUACCAGAAGCUGCUUUUAAAAAACAGAAUUACAUGGAGCACAAAGGUGUGUUCAAAUGUCAUGUCUGUUGCCAAGACAUGUGCUUCAGUAUGUAUGAGGUGGAACUCUCAAACAAACAGGGGGAGAAAGUAGAUAAACUAAUAGAAUACAUUAAAAGGGAACAGUUGGCAAUCAUCAAAUGCUUAGAAGAUCGAGAAUUUUUCAUUUUACUUACGUCAUCAGCCUUAAUGUCUGAAACAGGUUUUAGAGAGGAGCAGACAGGCCUACACGGGUUGCAUUUAUUCCCCUCACCUCCAUCAGCAGCAGGUCUGACAGACUUGAAAGUUGAAGACGACAUCUCAUUGAAGGUGGUGCCUGUUUUGCCUGCCCUCAAUUGUGCCCUGCUAGAAGCAAAGAAAUCAUUUUCUGAAAAAGGAAUCUCUCUAAACACAUUAAUAAAGCAUAAUUUCCAAGACUUGUCCAAGGUGAACAAAAGCCCUCCAGUGACUGCUGCUUCCCAGGACGGAUUUAAAGAAACUGGCUUCUCUGGCCAAGUGUCCAGUGGUUUUGACUUGACUCCUCCAGCUGAAAAGUGCCCUUUACAGUCUUUAACUCAGCUGAAGUCUUACUUUUCAGAUGCGAGCGGGUACAUUUUGGGAGUGUCUACUGUGUUAGGUCUAUUGGCAGAGCGUCCUCAGUCUCCUUGUAUUUCAGAUGGGAUAUGCGAUGCAGGCUUUUCUUUAGUGAUGACUCCAGAUCCUGAAUUUCGCGACUCAGAGGCAGAAGGAAGAAAAGAUACAGAAACUGGAAAUAACUCCGAAGAUGUGUUUCAAGCAAGACAGGGAGCUCUGGUCCCACUGAGCCUAGCGCCAAAUCUGAGAGUGCAGCCCAAGAGAAAGGCAAGCACUUUGCCCAUGGUACAGAGUAAAAGGGUGAGCUUGUACCGACCCUUCCCCAAAAGGACUCCUGCUGGAGAAAACAAGGGUCCCGCCUCUACCACAACUCUCAAGCUAGUCAAAGGACAGUUUCCUCAGAGGAGAAAAAGAGGUGCUGAGGUGCUGACUGCACAGUUUGUACAGAUAACCAAACUGGAUAGGAAACCCCAAGAAGCUCCUAGUUCUAAAGAUGUUCCAGUGGCAACGAAUGCUAAAAGGGCAAGGAGACGAGCGGCCUCUCCAGACACACCUGUUCCAACGGCUAAGCCACCCAUGAAAAAAUCUCCACAAAAACAGAGGGUAAAUAUAGUAAAAGGCAAUCAGAAUCCAAGACUCAGAGAACAGCCACAACCUGUUUUCAAGUGCACCUCACUGCAGCGAAACCCGUGCCCCCCACGUUGGAGGCACGGAGUCUUAACCACUGGACCUAUAGGGAAGUCCCUUUCCUCAGUUUGUUCAAAGUUGUUUAUGACUGAAGAUGUUCUGAAAUCUCAUCACUGUACAGCCUAUAGAGAGUCUGCUUGUCGCCCCAGGCAGUCACAAGCCAAAGGAGAAACUGCUUUACAGCUUCAAUCAGAAAUUUCCAGUGGUCAAGAUGUUAUUAGUAUAAAUACAGCCCAACCAGAACAUGUCACGGUGGCCCCAAAAGCCCCGACUGAAACUUCCGUUGUCGGCUAUGACUCCCAGGCCCUUAACAUGCUGGCCGACCUGGCUCUGAGUGCUGCUACCUCCAGCACGCCAUCCCCUGAGCCCAGAAACCUCCCCUGCUCCCUGGAGCCGCUGCAAAACAGUGUUCCACUUUCUAAAGAACAGCCUUUGUGUGGGACAUCAGACCACGAAUACCACAGAGGAGUUAAAAGUCAAAGAGGUGGGCCGUUACCCAAGCCGUCCUCUGACCAGAGUAGUCCGUCAUCAGACCCCACAGUCAGCCCAGAGGAAGAGAGCAUGGGUCCUGGCAGUUGGGCCCCUGCAGAAGCCCAGCCAGCACUUCCCAAGGAGACCCACGAGAGUUCCGAUGCAAGCCAGAGCUCUUUUGUGGCUGCGGAGCAUUCCUACGCCCUGCUCCUCGCGGAACAUUCAAAGAGGGGGAGCCCAGGCCUGGCCUUUGCCAAGAGCAGCACCAAAGGCUCUGACAUCGGGACCCCUGUGGGGAAGGUGAUACCCUUCCUGCGCCAGAACUUGACGUCCCCGCUACAGAAGCUGUCCAUGGCCGUGGCCUUCAGGCACAGGGCCAGGUUUCUGCCCACUGGCCCGCAUGACUUCCGCUGCUCCUCACACACCGUGUUCUGCUGUGACGGCUCCUUUAAGGUCACGUUCACAUGCGAAGCAGAUUACUCUUUCAGCUUAGACAGCAAGUACACCAACAACCCGCUGGAGAAGACUGUGGUCAGAGCACUGCAUGGGCCCUGGAAUACUGAUUUACCGGAUAACGUGGAAGAGGUGAAGCUUCUGCUGCAUAUGUGGGUGGCUCUGUUUUAUAGCAGACAGAACAAAGUUGUGCGGUCGUCCCGGAAAGUCGUAGAACACAGCAACCCAGCAAAAUACGUGUCCAUAAAUAGCACACUAGAGUCAUUUGAGUUCGGUGAAAUCGAGGAGCCCUCUGGAGUAGAGAGGUACUCCGUAGACCCUCUGCUGGAGGCCAGUGAGGCUCCCAGAGCCCAUGCAGCUGAGGUGUCCUGCCCUGGCGCCGACCCCCUGCGUCCUUUCACAAAGUCUCCUCCUGUGAGAGGCCUGGAGCUCUGGGUGCAGAAUGAACAGAAAGAAAUGUUUGCAACAGUGGGUCACCAGGAAAGCCCAGAAAGCCAGAAUUUCACCUGUUCUUAUAAUAAUGAGAUAAUUAGGGGGAAAGCUGAACAAGAGUCAUCAGGUAAACUGGAGACUUCCGAUCUUGUGCUUCCUAGCAUUGGAAGCACUCAAGCUAAUGGACCUUCUAUUCCUGGUGAAGAUGAAACCUUUGAGCCUCUUGAUAACACACAAGUGACCUCUUAUAAUGAUACUGCCCCACAAACCACAUUUGCCAAGACUUAUGAUGAGAUCAACAGUCCAUCAAUGAUUUGCCAGAAGCCUGUGUACAGCACCCUUGAGAGCAAAGUUGAUAUUUUUCAUGCACAAAAGGAAACAGAAGCAGAUGCUCUGCAGGGCCUUACCCAGUGUAGCAGCCCCAUAAACAAAGAAUGUCAGCCAUUGUUGGAGGGGAAGGGUGAUACGGGGUACGUGAUGAUUAAUCUGGAACCAGUUACACUCACUUUGGAAAAAAGUGCCUACAUGCCAGUACAGACAGAAGCUGUCAACAGAGCUGACAAACCUACAGCCUUUAACAUGGAGUUGACUAAACAGGUGUCACCUGCUGCAAGCCUUAGACAUCCUGUAUCCACAUUUGAAAAGUCACAGAUGCAGGGCCUUGGGGAAGACCCCUCGCUGGCAGUGUCAGGACAAAAGGGCACUCAGUACCUCCAUGCCUCCUCAGUGCAUAGAGAGACACUUGCUGAAGAAACAUAUUCCUUACAGAAGGGACAGGCUGUGACAGGCUCACCUUCACCAUCUGAUAAUCCCAUGGUAAUAGAAGCAUUACCAUUGGCUAAAAGUUCAAAUUACUUGUUACCCAGAGAAGAAAUGAAACUCUCUCAAGAAUUCCUUCUCCCAACACAGAAUCUCUUGAGCAUCUCUUCGGAAGAAAUAAUAGAGCCGUCCCAGGUUGAAGUAGUCCCAUCGUCAGCCUCUGCCCCCUUGGGAAAAAUGGAUUCCCUUAACUGCAUCGCAUCAGUAAGGAAUACUCUGUGUGGCUCUUCAGAACUAAAGAAGGACAAGAGUGGUCUGAACAGUGAAAAUAUUAGUUUUCAACCAUUUAAUUCCACAUUUACCAAAGAAGCAGGCCUGUCUGUGAAUAGAGAGGAGGUCAGCCUCAAGGUAUCAGAGGAGGAUUCCAACCUUGACCUCACUCUCACCCUAUCACCACCCAUGAGUCUUAGGGAAGAAGCGCCCACUGGUGAAGUGGAGCAACCGCAGGAGGCCCCGCUUCCCUGCGUAGACCUUCAGGAGAUGGCAGAGGAAAUACUCAUGUCCAAAGAGGUUCCUUUCAUAGAAAACAGAGACAUGAACUCUGCUGCUAACACGUCUGUGAAACCAGCAGAAAACAAAGAGGGAAAAGGUGAUCAUUUACAGACAGUGGCUUUCAUACUUUCUAAAGAAACGUGUACCCUGCAGGUUGCGGAGGAAGUUCACCUUGCCUCUGACUUCCCAUUCAGUUCCUUGAUUGAAGAAGUGUCACCCGCUUCCAGCCCUGACCCCCAGGCACCAGUGGAAGAAGCACCACCAGCUCAGGCCACAUCUCCACGUGGUCUGAAACACUGUGACGCACUUGGUGAGAAAAGCACCAGGCUCUGCGAGGCCGAGUCAGGAGAUUUGGCCGAAACAGAAAAGGAAAGUUCUCUUGUUACUACCACCUAUCCAGUGGAACAGGAUAACUCAGCUCAGGUACAGCAGAUGCAGCUUUCUGCUGAAACACCUCUACAGUUACAGAACCACGCAGGAAGAAAAGGUAGAUUCUUAAUCCUUCCUGGUGACGUCUCUGAGGAAACUGGCCCAAGUAAAUGUGGGGAGGGCUUCUCUCUCUCAGGAAAGGGGCCAGAUUGCGAUGCCACGGUAACCCAGCCUGCCUGCAGUGUCAUGUACGGAGAUUCUCUUGAAAACCUGGUAUCAUCAGGAUACCCACUGCAGCCCAUGGGUGUGGAGACCUGCAGCCCCCACUCACAUCAUCGUGUCCUGGAGACCAGUGAGCCUUUCAGUCCUGCAGAGAUCCCUGAAAACAAGUCUUCUGCUGACAAGUUUGUUUGUACAGCCACACCAGGUGCUGUGGUGACCAGCACUCAGAGCCUUCCUGAAGAUGUUUUGAGCAGUGAUGUGAAAACACAUGAAUGCUGUUACAUCCUGGUUAAGUCCUUACGCUCCGACCCAGUUGCUGGAGCUGAGGGUGUGCAGACCCACGGGCACCCAGAGCUCCCCAAGCCUGCACUCCCCUCAGGCGGGGCUACCACAGCAAACAGCACAGGCCCCAGCGACACAGGGACAGGGUUCCCGACACAGGAAGUCCCGGUUGUCAGAAUGACCCACCUGCUCGACAGUGAGGAUAGUGGAGCCGAGUUACAGGGAAGAGCCGUGGAUCCAGGAGGUGCUGGCCCCCAGCUGCUCGCCACCUCUCCACAAGGCAGACAGGAGUCAGCCUGUCUGCUGCAGGAGGGGUCGCCGUGUGCAGUAUGGGAUCUGCUCCAUGGCGGACUUCUCCCCACGUACCUGCAGGCUGAUGCUCACCCAGGUACUGCAGCCCACGGCGAGAGUGCCAGUCCAGAGCCCUCUGUGUCCUUUGCUCCCCAAUCUGGUGUACCUCCUGUUGGUGGGGUCUCUGAAGAGCAGCUGCAAGGUGUGAGUGCGGGCGAAGCAGGCACAGGCGGAGGCAUGGGUGUGGGCGUGAUCUCUGACAUCUACUAUGAACCCCUUUCUGGAGACUCAGAUCAGGACUCUCUGGGUGAGUAUGGACACCCCAGAUACAGCACAGAAGAGUCCAGUGCUUCACAAUAUGGCCACACCAGGAAAAGAGAAGGUGCAUCCAAAGACAGUUACGAUGCUUUCCUGAGCCUGAACACCAGUGAUGACCGUGACUGGGGCUACGCGAGCCAGGUUCCAGGGCUGGAGACCAGCGUUCCUCCCAGAAGUUGGCUGGGUGGACUGAAGAAGGAAGCUACGUGUGUGCCCUGUUACGUCCAAAUCCGAGAUGUCUGUGGGGUCCCCAGGAGCUACGCCAACUUCACCGUGACCAGAGAGCUCAGGGACACACCAAGAACCCUGCACGGCUUGAGGCGGCGCCCCAGCAGCACGGUCCCGUGUGGCUUGCUCAGCUCCUGGGUGGACACCUGGCAGGGAACAGAUGACCUCACCCAGAACACUUUAGACCUGGAGCACCUGCGUUUUGCACACAAACUGAAACAAAUUGUGAAGAUGGGAGCCGCUCGGCAUUCUGCCCUUUUGCCCGGUGCCUUUCCAAAGGAGCCUCCACCCCAGGUCACCACCGGGGCUUUUCCUGGGACCCCAAUGCCCACAUGCCCAGGGCUGCCUCCCACCUCCCGAAGCAGGAGUCCUCUUGUGGUGACAGUCGUGCAUCAGAUGCCCAACCAUGUGGACCGCUCCUCCUCCUGGAAGAAGGAGUGUGGCUAUGGUAGAAAUCACCUCACAAACUCAGACCAGAAUCAGACCGCCUCCUUCCACCUCCACAAGCUGAAAUACAACAGUACAUUGAAAGACUCGCGCAACGACAUUGCUGUCAUUCUCAGUGAGUAUGCCGAGUUCAACAAGGUGAUGCUGAGCAGCCGCCAGUUGGUCCAGGACACAGAGCCGCCUGUGGCUUUGGGAGCGGCCAUGCCCAGUGAACUGUGUGUCUGCAGCCCACAGCCCGCCUCCUACGAGGACCUGGUGGCCGACCUGUGCUCCAGCCUGCGCGUCAAGCUGGAGCGAGUGGUGAGGGAGGCGUGUUCCAGCACCUUCCUCUUCCACCUCGUAGAGACUGAAGACAAGUCAUUCUUUGUAAGAACAAAGAAUAUCCUGAGGAAAGGAGGCCACACAGAAAUCGAACCUCAGCAUUUCUGUCAAGUAUUUCACAGAGAGAAAGGUGCACUCUUAGUCAUCAUCAGAAAUGAAGAUAUAGCAUCCCACCUGCAUCAGAUCCCUUCUCUGCUGAAGCUGAAGCACUUUCCCAGGGUCGUCUUUGCUGGAGUUGACAGCCCUGAAGACGUCCUCAAUGACACCUACCAAGAGCUUUUUCGGACAGGAGGCUUUGUGGUAUCAGAUGACAAACUACUAGAGACUUUAACAUUAGUUCAACUGAAGGAAAUUGUCAAAAUCCUAGAGAAACUAAAUGGAAAUGGAAGAUGGAAGUGGUUGCUUCACUACAGGGAAAAUAAAAAGCUAAAGGAAGAUGUGAGAGUGGAUUCAAUUGCACAUAAAAAGAACUUAAUAUUGAAAUCGUAUCAGAGUGCAAACAUCAUUGAGCUGCUUCACUAUCACCAGUGUGACUCUCGACCAUCAACCAAAACUGAGCAUCUGAAAUGUCUGGUGAACCUGCAGGUUCAGCACAUCCACGCCAGGUUUGCCGUCUUCCUGACAGAAAAGCCUGUGGUCUCCAGAGAAGUCUUUGAAAAUAGUGGCAUCCUUGUGACAGAUGUAAAUGACUUUAUUGAAAAUAUACAGAAAGUAGCAGCUCCAUUUCGGAGUAGCUACUGGUAAGAACACUUCCCAAACACUCCCAUGUGACCUGGAAUUGACAGGGGUAGAUACCGACAUCUGUGUCUAUGAGAAACCAGUUGCUCAGAAAUUGUUUUGUAUGUUACACAUCAUGCUAUAAAUUUAAAGUGUUUAUUUAGGGGUGGAAUUGCUGCUGGUUUGGCAUAAAGGGGACUUUCUCAAGUAUCAUUAAUGAAUAACUACUUUCUGAAUGAUAAAUGUUUUCACUUGCAGAGAGAAGACAAUGUCACCUAGACUCCUGGGUAUUUUCCCCAGUAGAUAUCAUCCUACUUACACAACAGUUCUUGGUUAUUUUGUUUUAAAGACAGAAUUAUCAAUUUUGUACUUAUCCAGGUGGCUCAACUGCAGCUUACCUAGACAUCGACGAUGCCAACAAUAAAUUAGUAUUUUCCCUUUUCUUUGAAAAUCUUUGAGAUCUCAAAUCAGUGUUUUGCAACCUGGGGAAAUGUUUUCCUUCAUGUUUUACACAUUGCUAGAAUGACUUUGUUCACAGCAGCACUGUACUUAUUCAUUAGCUUUGGACUGCAGUGUGCAAUAUUUUCAUUUUGAACAGAAUGUUUUCAGAGCUAUUAAUUGAACUUAAUAUUAAAAAUAAGAAUUUUACAAGUAUACUUAACCAGUAGCUCUGUUUUUGCAUGUUAGGGUCAAAAAUGCAUCUGUAAUGCCUGAGACAGUCUGUUUUAAAGGUUUUACCACAUAGAAUCUUAAGUGGUUAUACUUCCUGUUAUUCAUGCUACACUACAUGAAAUUAGUUUUUUCCUAAAUGGUACAAAUUUAUGAACCGUCAUUUUUCACUUACUCAGUUUAUGUAAAUACUGCACUACAAAAUCAGUCCUGAGGAAGAAAUAAUCAUUUAUUUAUGUUAAAAAUAAUUUCUACAAUAAUCUUUAA
Messenger RNA from Budorcas taxicolor (takin), 9153 nucleotides. It is a transcript of the gene TASOR2, whose product is annotated as transcription activation suppressor family member 2. The coding region runs from base 49 to 8244 and encodes 2731 amino acids. NCBI's taxonomy places the organism in Eukaryota, Metazoa, Chordata, Mammalia, Artiodactyla, Bovidae. The transcript is spliced from 25 exons. The record is from RefSeq and is a predicted model, not a curated record. Gene Ontology annotation, cellular component: nucleoplasm. Gene Ontology annotation, biological process: negative regulation of gene expression, epigenetic.